Molecule: messenger RNA, 939 nt
Organism: Medicago truncatula (barrel medic)
Lineage: Eukaryota; Viridiplantae; Streptophyta; Magnoliopsida; Fabales; Fabaceae
Exons: 3
Coding region: 1-939 (312 amino acids)
Source: RefSeq, a predicted model, not a curated record
AUGAAGGAAAUCCAGACAAUGUUGAAAGAAGGUGAUGAAGAGAUACAUGGUAGGGAGAGAAAUCAUGACGGCGAUGAGAGAAGACGUCGUCGUGGGGGUGGUGAGAGGGAAUGGGAUAGACAUGGUAGGGAGAGAGGUCAUGAUGGCGAUGAGAGAAGACGUGGCGGUGGUGAGAGGGAAUGGAACAGACAUGGUAGGGAGAGAAGUAAUGACGGCGAUAAGAGAAGACGCCAUGGCGGCGGUGAGAGGGAAUGGGACAAACAUGAUAGGGAGAGAACUCAUGACGGUCGUGGCGGUGGUGAGAGGGAAUGGGACAGACAUGGUAGAGAGAGAAGUCAUGACGGCGAUGAGAGAAGACGACGUCGUGGCGGCAGUGAGAGGAAAUGGGGCAGACAUGAUAGGGAGAGAACUCAUGACGGUCGUGAGAGGGAAUGGGACAAACAUGGUAGAGAGAGAAGUCAUGACGGCGAUGAGAGAAGACGUCAUCUUGGCGGUGGUGAGAGGGAAUGGGACAGACAUGGUAGAGAGAGAAGUCACGACGGCGAUGAGAGAAGACAUCGUCGUUGCGGUGGUGAGAGGGAAUGGGAUAAUCAUGGUAAGGAGAGAAGUCAUGACGGCGAUAAGAGAAGACGUCGUGGCGGCGGUGAGAGGGAAUGGGACAAACAUGAUAGGGAGAGAAGUCAUGACGACGAUGAGAGAAGACGACGUCGUGGCGGAGAAGUCAUGACGGCGAUGAGAGAAGACGUCGUCGUGGAGGUGGUGAGAGGGAAUGGGAGUAGAGAGAGAAGUCAUGACGGGGAUGAGAGAAGACGUCGUGGCGGCUGUGAGAGGGAAUGGGACAGACCUGGUAAGGAGAGAAGUCAGGACGAUAAUAAGAGAAGACGUCGUGGCGGCGGUGAGAGGGAAUGGGACAGACAUGAUAGGGAGGAGAAGUCAUGA